GGCGAGUAUUGUGUGCGCGCUGCGGCGCGGGGGCGGGGGGAGGAGGAAGGAGGGAGGCUGCGCUCCGGCGGCUCCGCGCCCCGCACUCCCGGACCCGAAGCCGGGAAGUUAAAUAAUGGCUGAGACAAGUCUGAUAGAGGCUGGGGCCUCUGCAGCCUCCACAGCUGCUGCUCUGGAGAACUUACAGGUGGAAGCGAGUUGUUCUGUUUGCCUGGAGUAUCUGAAGGAUCCUGUCAUCAUCGAGUGUGGACACAACUUCUGCAAAGCUUGUAUUACCCGUUGGUGGGAGGACCUUGAGAGGGAUUUUCCUUGUCCUGUCUGUCGAAAAACAUCCCGUUACCGCAGUCUCCGACCUAAUCGACAACUGGGCAGUAUGGUGGAAAUUGCCAAACAACUCCAGACUGUCAAGCGGAAGAUCCGGGAUGAGAACCUCUGCCCCCAGCACCAAGAGGCCCUCAGCCUCUUCUGCUAUGAGGACCAGGAGGCUGUAUGUUUGAUAUGUGCAAUUUCCCACACCCACCGGGCCCAUGCUGUCGUGCCACUGGAUGAUGCCACACAGGAGUAUAAGGAAAAACUGCAGAAGUGCCUAGAACCCCUGGAACAGAAGCUACAGGAGAUCAACCGCUGCAAGUCCUCUGAGGAGAAGAAGCCUGGUGAGCUAAAGAGAUUAGUGGAGAGUCGCCGACAACAGAUCUUAAAGGAAUUUGAAGAGCUUCACAGACGACUAGAUGAAGAACAGCAGAUGUUGCUUUCACGACUAGAAGAGGAGGAACAAGACAUUUUACAACGCCUCCGAGAAAAUGCUGCUCACCUCGGAGACAAACGCCGGGACCUGGCCCACUUGGCUGCAGAAGUGGAGGGCAAGUGCUUACAGUCUGGCUUCGAGAUGCUUAAGGAUGUCAAAAAUACCCUGGAAAAAUGUGAGAAGGUGAAAACCAUGGAGGUGACAUCAGUAUCCAUAGAGCUGGAAAAAAACUUCAGCAGUUUUCCCCGACAGUACUUUGCCCUAAGGAAAAUUCUUAAACAACUAAUUGCGGAUGUGACCCUCGACCCUGAGACUGCUCAUCCUAACUUAGUCCUGUCAGAAGACCGGAAGAGUGUCAAGUUUGUGGAAACCAGACUACGGGAUCUCCCCGAUACACCACGGCGUUUCACCUUCUACCCUUGCGUCCUGGCAACUGAGGGUUUCACCUCAGGUCGACACUACUGGGAGGUGGAAGUGGGUGACAAGACCCACUGGGCAGUGGGAGUCUGCCGGGACUCUGUGAGCAGGAAGGGUGAACUGACUCCACUCCCUGAGACUGGCUACUGGCGGGCAUUCGGGCUGGUCGGAAGAAUGCUGCACCACUUACCAUCAGGCCCCCAACAGAUUGGGAGUGACAGGCAGAGACAUGGUAAUAAUUGGGCUAAAAGAAGGGUCAAAAGAGCUGUGGUCCUUCCUUCCUGUGACCUGCUGGAAUGUCUUCAUGUCUACCUGGCUCCAAGUCUGAACCGUCUAGGAGAAACACAUUGGUUUCUCGAAUGGUUUGUGUGUGGGGGUGGGGAAAGGACUGGACACAACUGAAUCUCCCUCCUAUCAGAGUGGAGAGCUGGUUUCCAGGGGGUCAUCUUCCCUGAGGUCCAUCAGGGUUUCUACUGCUCAAGAAUAGGUUGGGGAAGGAGAGCUUUUCCAAGAAUAAAAUGUCUAUGGGAGGGUUUGAGUUGCUCAAGCCCCUCUACAUCCCGGAAGAGGUUCUUUGACCCAGAAUAACACUAUUGAGAAUUCAAUCUGUUGUGCCUCUAGAUUGAAUCAUGAUGAACCACAGUUGUUUUUAUAGGCCUAGAAGUGGAGGGCAUUUUCUGAGGGUAUCAAGAACGUGAGAAGGAAGGUCUGGAAAAGCUAUAGGAACUGAUACCUAAAGAAUAUAGGAGAGGAGAGAUAUUUCUUUGAUUGCCAUAGGUGUAGGUAGGAUUGGUCAAAGGUAGAGGUGUAGGGAGGAGAGAGUGAGGAGAAAGGAGAGGAAUAUCUAGGUCCCAGCCUCAGUCUUCAACAGAGCUGACUUAUCACCUGUUCCUAAUAACUGAUUGUCUCCAAGAAGUCAGUCACCUUACUCCUCUCCGUAGGUGAGGUGCCAGAGAUCCUACAAAAUAGUCUGUCACUGUGUUCCCAAGGGAACUUGGGAAGAAAAGAAUCGGUAUUAGAGGACAGAGGAAAGUAUUUCUACUCAAAAUCCUUAGAGAAUGUUACUGAGUAAGUAGCUAGUCCCAAAUUGUCAGCUUUGUUACCUGAGUAAGGUAUAUAAACUAGAGAGGGAAAAAAUAAAUGGAGUCUUCCUCACCCUCAGACAGGGUAGAAGAGAAUGUGUGUGUGGUAAAGGCCAGAUCAGUAAUUUCUUUUUUGUCAGUGUGCUUCUGGCCUUGGACCUAGCCUUCACAAGAGCCAAUCUGUUGAUUGUUCCUACCACUCACCUUCUGCCACUUUCUCUACCAGAGAAUGUAAAUCAUUUUUAAUUAAUUUUUAGGCCAAAAUAAACAACCAGUAAGGUACUUUUGUUGUCCAAACACAGGUCAAGCACUGCAUGCCAAACCAGAUUAAGAUGACUUAGAUUAUCUGCUACUUGGGUGAUCAGCAGUUUACAGACGUUUGGGACAAGAAACUGCAGUUUAAGGGUGUCUCAGUUUCUCCUACCACCUCAACAGGACUUUGUCCAGACUCUCCUCUUACCUUUGUGCCUUGACUGUGGUUCUUUGUGGAAAAAUGCUUUGGAUGGUAAACAUAAUAUGGAACAAAGGAUCCACUGAAGUGA
Erinaceus europaeus (western European hedgehog) is the source of this 2786-nucleotide messenger RNA. It is a transcript of the gene TRIM39, whose product is annotated as tripartite motif containing 39. Gene Ontology annotation, biological process: positive regulation of apoptotic signaling pathway; protein stabilization; negative regulation of proteasomal ubiquitin-dependent protein catabolic process. The transcript has 8 exons. Gene Ontology annotation, molecular function: protein binding; zinc ion binding. Bases 116 to 1564 code for a protein of 482 amino acids. The record is from RefSeq and is a predicted model, not a curated record. Lineage: Eukaryota; Metazoa; Chordata; Mammalia; Eulipotyphla; Erinaceidae.